Molecule: messenger RNA, 7917 nt
Organism: Schistosoma bovis
Lineage: Eukaryota; Metazoa; Platyhelminthes; Trematoda; Strigeidida; Schistosomatidae
Source: the annotation of a GenBank genome assembly
AUGCAGAAAACAUCAUCAUCAUCAUCAUCAUCAUCAUCAUCAUCAUCAUCAUCAUCAUCAUCAUCAUCAUCAUCAUCAUCAUCAUCAUCAUCAUCAUCAUCAUCAUCAUCAUCAUCAUCAUCAUCAUCAUCAUCAUCAUCAUCAUCAUCAUCAUCAUCAUCAUCAUCAUCAUCAUCAUCAUCAUCAUCAUCAUCAUCAUCAUCAUCAUCAUCAUCAUCAUCAUCAUCAUCAUCAUCAUCAUCAUCAUCAUCAUCAUCAUCAUCAUCAUCAUCAUCAUCAUCAUCAUCAUCAUCAUCAUCAUCAUCAUCAUCAUCAUCAUCAUCAUCAUCAUCAUCAUCAUCAUCAUCAUCAUCAUCAUCAUCAUCAUCAUCAUCAUCAUCAUCAUCAUCAUCAUCAUCAUCAUCAUCAUCAUCAUCAUCAUCAUCAUCAUCAUCAUCAUCAUCAUCAUCAUCAUCAUCAUCAUCAUCAUCAUCAUCAUCAUCAUCAUCAUCAUCAUCAUCAUCAUCAUCAUCAUCAUCAUCAUCAUCAUCAUCAUCAUCAUCAUCAUCAUCAUCAUCAUCAUCAUCAUCAUCAUCAUCAUCAUCAUCAUCAUCAUCAUCAUCAUCAUCAUCAUCAUCAUCAUCAUCAUCAUCAUCAUCAUCAUCAUCAUCAUCAUCAUCAUCAUCAUCAUCAUCAUCAUCAUCAUCAUCAUCAUCAUCAUCAUCAUCAUCAUCAUCAUCAUCAUCAUCAUCAUCAUCAUCAUCAUCAUCAUCAUCAUCAUCAUCAUCAUCAUCAUCAUCAUCAUCAUCAUCAUCAUCAUCAUCAUCAUCAUCAUCAUCAUCAUCAUCAUCAUCAUCAUCAUCAUCAUCAUCAUCAUCAUCAUCAUCAUCAUCAUCAUCAUCAUCAUCAUCAUCAUCAUCAUCAUCAUCAUCAUCAUCAUCAUCAUCAUCAUCAUCAUCAUCAUCAUCAUCAUCAUCAUCAUCAUCAUCAUCAUCAUCAUCAUCAUCAUCAUCAUCAUCAUCAUCAUCAUCAUCAUCAUCAUCAUCAUCAUCAUCAUCAUCAUCAUCAUCAUCAUCAUCAUCAUCAUCAUCAUCAUCAUCAUCAUCAUCAUCAUCAUCAUCAUCAUCAUCAUCAUCAUCAUCAUCAUCAUCAUCAUCAUCAUCAUCAUCAUCAUCAUCAUCAUCAUCAUCAUCAUCAUCAUCAUCAUCAUCAUCAUCAUCAUCAUCAUCAUCAUCAUCAUCAUCAUCAUCAUCAUCAUCAUCAUCAUCAUCAUCAUCAUCAUCAUCAUCAUCAUCAUCAUCAUCAUCAUCAUCAUCAUCAUCAUCAUCAUCAUCAUCAUCAUCAUCAUCAUCAUCAUCAUCAUCAUCAUCAUCAUCAUCAUCAUCAUCAUCAUCAUCAUCAUCAUCAUCAUCAUCAUCAUCAUCAUCAUCAUCAUCAUCAUCAUCAUCAUCAUCAUCAUCAUCAUCAUCAUCAUCAUCAUCAUCAUCAUCAUCAUCAUCAUCAUCAUCAUCAUCAUCAUCAUCAUCAUCAUCAUCAUCAUCAUCAUCAUCAUCAUCAUCAUCAUCAUCAUCAUCAUCAUCAUCAUCAUCAUCAUCAUCAUCAUCAUCAUCAUCAUCAUCAUCAUCAUCAUCAUCAUCAUCAUCAUCAUCAUCAUCAUCAUCAUCAUCAUCAUCAUCAUCAUCAUCAUCAUCAUCAUCAUCAUCAUCAUCAUCAUCAUCAUCAUCAUCAUCAUCAUCAUCAUCAUCAUCAUCAUCAUCAUCAUCAUCAUCAUCAUCAUCAUCAUCAUCAUCAUCAUCAUCAUCAUCAUCAUCAUCAUCAUCAUCAUCAUCAUCAUCAUCAUCAUCAUCAUCAUCAUCAUCAUCAUCAUCAUCAUCAUCAUCAUCAUCAUCAUCAUCAUCAUCAUCAUCAUCAUCAUCAUCAUCAUCAUCAUCAUCAUCAUCAUCAUCAUCAUCAUCAUCAUCAUCAUCAUCAUCAUCAUCAUCAUCAUCAUCAUCAUCAUCAUCAUCAUCAUCAUCAUCAUCAUCAUCAUCAUCAUCAUCAUCAUCAUCAUCAUCAUCAUCAUCAUCAUCAUCAUCAUCAUCAUCAUCAUCAUCAUCAUCAUCAUCAUCAUCAUCAUCAUCAUCAUCAUCAUCAUCAUCAUCAUCAUCAUCAUCAUCAUCAUCAUCAUCAUCAUCAUCAUCAUCAUCAUCAUCAUCAUCAUCAUCAUCAUCAUCAUCAUCAUCAUCAUCAUCAUCAUCAUCAUCAUCAUCAUCAUCAUCAUCAUCAUCAUCAUCAUCAUCAUCAUCAUCAUCAUCAUCAUCAUCAUCAUCAUCAUCAUCAUCAUCAUCAUCAUCAUCAUCAUCAUCAUCAUCAUCAUCAUCAUCAUCAUCAUCAUCAUCAUCAUCAUCAUCAUCAUCAUCAUCAUCAUCAUCAUCAUCAUCAUCAUCAUCAUCAUCAUCAUCAUCAUCAUCAUCAUCAUCAUCAUCAUCAUCAUCAUCAUCAUCAUCAUCAUCAUCAUCAUCAUCAUCAUCAUCAUCAUCAUCAUCAUCAUCAUCAUCAUCAUCAUCAUCAUCAUCAUCAUCAUCAUCAUCAUCAUCAUCAUCAUCAUCAUCAUCAUCAUCAUCAUCAUCAUCAUCAUCAUCAUCAUCAUCAUCAUCAUCAUCAUCAUCAUCAUCAUCAUCAUCAUCAUCAUCAUCAUCAUCAUCAUCAUCAUCAUCAUCAUCAUCAUCAUCAUCAUCAUCAUCAUCAUCAUCAUCAUCAUCAUCAUCAUCAUCAUCAUCAUCAUCAUCAUCAUCAUCAUCAUCAUCAUCAUCAUCAUCAUCAUCAUCAUCAUCAUCAUCAUCAUCAUCAUCAUCAUCAUCAUCAUCAUCAUCAUCAUCAUCAUCAUCAUCAUCAUCAUCAUCAUCAUCAUCAUCAUCAUCAUCAUCAUCAUCAUCAUCAUCAUCAUCAUCAUCAUCAUCAUCAUCAUCAUCAUCAUCAUCAUCAUCAUCAUCAUCAUCAUCAUCAUCAUCAUCAUCAUCAUCAUCAUCAUCAUCAUCAUCAUCAUCAUCAUCAUCAUCAUCAUCAUCAUCAUCAUCAUCAUCAUCAUCAUCAUCAUCAUCAUCAUCAUCAUCAUCAUCAUCAUCAUCAUCAUCAUCAUCAUCAUCAUCAUCAUCAUCAUCAUCAUCAUCAUCAUCAUCAUCAUCAUCAUCAUCAUCAUCAUCAUCAUCAUCAUCAUCAUCAUCAUCAUCAUCAUCAUCAUCAUCAUCAUCAUCAUCAUCAUCAUCAUCAUCAUCAUCAUCAUCAUCAUCAUCAUCAUCAUCAUCAUCAUCAUCAUCAUCAUCAUCAUCAUCAUCAUCAUCAUCAUCAUCAUCAUCAUCAUCAUCAUCAUCAUCAUCAUCAUCAUCAUCAUCAUCAUCAUCAUCAUCAUCAUCAUCAUCAUCAUCAUCAUCAUCAUCAUCAUCAUCAUCAUCAUCAUCAUCAUCAUCAUCAUCAUCAUCAUCAUCAUCAUCAUCAUCAUCAUCAUCAUCAUCAUCAUCAUCAUCAUCAUCAUCAUCAUCAUCAUCAUCAUCAUCAUCAUCAUCAUCAUCAUCAUCAUCAUCAUCAUCAUCAUCAUCAUCAUCAUCAUCAUCAUCAUCAUCAUCAUCAUCAUCAUCAUCAUCAUCAUCAUCAUCAUCAUCAUCAUCAUCAUCAUCAUCAUCAUCAUCAUCAUCAUCAUCAUCAUCAUCAUCAUCAUCAUCAUCAUCAUCAUCAUCAUCAUCAUCAUCAUCAUCAUCAUCAUCAUCAUCAUCAUCAUCAUCAUCAUCAUCAUCAUCAUCAUCAUCAUCAUCAUCAUCAUCAUCAUCAUCAUCAUCAUCAUCAUCAUCAUCAUCAUCAUCAUCAUCAUCAUCAUCAUCAUCAUCAUCAUCAUCAUCAUCAUCAUCAUCAUCAUCAUCAUCAUCAUCAUCAUCAUCAUCAUCAUCAUCAUCAUCAUCAUCAUCAUCAUCAUCAUCAUCAUCAUCAUCAUCAUCAUCAUCAUCAUCAUCAUCAUCAUCAUCAUCAUCAUCAUCAUCAUCAUCAUCAUCAUCAUCAUCAUCAUCAUCAUCAUCAUCAUCAUCAUCAUCAUCAUCAUCAUCAUCAUCAUCAUCAUCAUCAUCAUCAUCAUCAUCAUCAUCAUCAUCAUCAUCAUCAUCAUCAUCAUCAUCAUCAUCAUCAUCAUCAUCAUCAUCAUCAUCAUCAUCAUCAUCAUCAUCAUCAUCAUCAUCAUCAUCAUCAUCAUCAUCAUCAUCAUCAUCAUCAUCAUCAUCAUCAUCAUCAUCAUCAUCAUCAUCAUCAUCAUCAUCAUCAUCAUCAUCAUCAUCAUCAUCAUCAUCAUCAUCAUCAUCAUCAUCAUCAUCAUCAUCAUCAUCAUCAUCAUCAUCAUCAUCAUCAUCAUCAUCAUCAUCAUCAUCAUCAUCAUCAUCAUCAUCAUCAUCAUCAUCAUCAUCAUCAUCAUCAUCAUCAUCAUCAUCAUCAUCAUCAUCAUCAUCAUCAUCAUCAUCAUCAUCAUCAUCAUCAUCAUCAUCAUCAUCAUCAUCAUCAUCAUCAUCAUCAUCAUCAUCAUCAUCAUCAUCAUCAUCAUCAUCAUCAUCAUCAUCAUCAUCAUCAUCAUCAUCAUCAUCAUCAUCAUCAUCAUCAUCAUCAUCAUCAUCAUCAUCAUCAUCAUCAUCAUCAUCAUCAUCAUCAUCAUCAUCAUCAUCAUCAUCAUCAUCAUCAUCAUCAUCAUCAUCAUCAUCAUCAUCAUCAUCAUCAUCAUCAUCAUCAUCAUCAUCAUCAUCAUCAUCAUCAUCAUCAUCAUCAUCAUCAUCAUCAUCAUCAUCAUCAUCAUCAUCAUCAUCAUCAUCAUCAUCAUCAUCAUCAUCAUCAUCAUCAUCAUCAUCAUCAUCAUCAUCAUCAUCAUCAUCAUCAUCAUCAUCAUCAUCAUCAUCAUCAUCAUCAUCAUCAUCAUCAUCAUCAUCAUCAUCAUCAUCAUCAUCAUCAUCAUCAUCAUCAUCAUCAUCAUCAUCAUCAUCAUCAUCAUCAUCAUCAUCAUCAUCAUCAUCAUCAUCAUCAUCAUCAUCAUCAUCAUCAUCAUCAUCAUCAUCAUCAUCAUCAUCAUCAUCAUCAUCAUCAUCAUCAUCAUCAUCAUCAUCAUCAUCAUCAUCAUCAUCAUCAUCAUCAUCAUCAUCAUCAUCAUCAUCAUCAUCAUCAUCAUCAUCAUCAUCAUCAUCAUCAUCAUCAUCAUCAUCAUCAUCAUCAUCAUCAUCAUCAUCAUCAUCAUCAUCAUCAUCAUCAUCAUCAUCAUCAUCAUCAUCAUCAUCAUCAUCAUCAUCAUCAUCAUCAUCAUCAUCAUCAUCAUCAUCAUCAUCAUCAUCAUCAUCAUCAUCAUCAUCAUCAUCAUCAUCAUCAUCAUCAUCAUCAUCAUCAUCAUCAUCAUCAUCAUCAUCAUCAUCAUCAUCAUCAUCAUCAUCAUCAUCAUCAUCAUCAUCAUCAUCAUCAUCAUCAUCAUCAUCAUCAUCAUCAUCAUCAUCAUCAUCAUCAUCAUCAUCAUCAUCAUCAUCAUCAUCAUCAUCAUCAUCAUCAUCAUCAUCAUCAUCAUCAUCAUCAUCAUCAUCAUCAUCAUCAUCAUCAUCAUCAUCAUCAUCAUCAUCAUCAUCAUCAUCAUCAUCAUCAUCAUCAUCAUCAUCAUCAUCAUCAUCAUCAUCAUCAUCAUCAUCAUCAUCAUCAUCAUCAUCAUCAUCAUCAUCAUCAUCAUCAUCAUCAUCAUCAUCAUCAUCAUCAUCAUCAUCAUCAUCAUCAUCAUCAUCAUCAUCAUCAUCAUCAUCAUCAUCAUCAUCAUCAUCAUCAUCAUCAUCAUCAUCAUCAUCAUCAUCAUCAUCAUCAUCAUCAUCAUCAUCAUCAUCAUCAUCAUCAUCAUCAUCAUCAUCAUCAUCAUCAUCAUCAUCAUCAUCAUCAUCAUCAUCAUCAUCAUCAUCAUCAUCAUCAUCAUCAUCAUCAUCAUCAUCAUCAUCAUCAUCAUCAUCAUCAUCAUCAUCAUCAUCAUCAUCAUCAUCAUCAUCAUCAUCAUCAUCAUCAUCAUCAUCAUCAUCAUCAUCAUCAUCAUCAUCAUCAUCAUCAUCAUCAUCAUCAUCAUCAUCAUCAUCAUCAUCAUCAUCAUCAUCAUCAUCAUCAUCAUCAUCAUCAUCAUCAUCAUCAUCAUCAUCAUCAUCAUCAUCAUCAUCAUCAUCAUCAUCAUCAUCAUCAUCAUCAUCAUCAUCAUCAUCAUCAUCAUCAUCAUCAUCAUCAUCAUCAUCAUCAUCAUCAUCAUCAUCAUCAUCAUCAUCAUCAUCAUCAUCAUCAUCAUCAUCAUCAUCAUCAUCAUCAUCAUCAUCAUCAUCAUCAUCAUCAUCAUCAUCAUCAUCAUCAUCAUCAUCAUCAUCAUCAUCAUCAUCAUCAUCAUCAUCAUCAUCAUCAUCAUCAUCAUCAUCAUCAUCAUCAUCAUCAUCAUCAUCAUCAUCAUCAUCAUCAUCAUCAUCAUCAUCAUCAUCAUCAUCAUCAUCAUCAUCAUCAUCAUCAUCAUCAUCAUCAUCAUCAUCAUCAUCAUCAUCAUCAUCAUCAUCAUCAUCAUCAUCAUCAUCAUCAUCAUCAUCAUCAUCAUCAUCAUCAUCAUCAUCAUCAUCAUCAUCAUCAUCAUCAUCAUCAUCAUCAUCAUCAUCAUCAUCAUCAUCAUCAUCAUCAUCAUCAUCAUCAUCAUCAUCAUCAUCAUCAUCAUCAUCAUCAUCAUCAUCAUCAUCAUCAUCAUCAUCAUCAUCAUCAUCAUCAUCAUCAUCAUCAUCAUCAUCAUCAUCAUCAUCAUCAUCAUCAUCAUCAUCAUCAUCAUCAUCAUCAUCAUCAUCAUCAUCAUCAUCAUCAUCAUCAUCAUCAUCAUCAUCAUCAUCAUCAUCAUCAUCAUCAUCAUCAUCAUCAUCAUCAUCAUCAUCAUCAUCAUCAUCAUCAUCAUCAUCAUCAUCAUCAUCAUCAUCAUCAUCAUCAUCAUCAUCAUCAUCAUCAUCAUCAUCAUCAUCAUCAUCAUCAUCAUCAUCAUCAUCAUCAUCAUCAUCAUCAUCAUCAUCAUCAUCAUCAUCAUCAUCAUCAUCAUCAUCAUCAUCAUCAUCAUCAUCAUCAUCAUCAUCAUCAUCAUCAUCAUCAUCAUCAUCAUCAUCAUCAUCAUCAUCAUCAUCAUCAUCAUCAUCAUCAUCAUCAUCAUCAUCAUCAUCAUCAUCAUCAUCAUCAUCAUCAUCAUCAUCAUCAUCAUCAUCAUCAUCAUCAUCAUCAUCAUCAUCAUCAUCAUCAUCAUCAUCAUCAUCAUCAUCAUCAUCAUCAUCAUCAUCAUCAUCAUCAUCAUCAUCAUCAUCAUCAUCAUCAUCAUCAUCAUCAUCAUCAUCAUCAUCAUCAUCAUCAUCAUCAUCAUCAUCAUCAUCAUCAUCAUCAUCAUCAUCAUCAUCAUCAUCAUCAUCAUCAUCAUCAUCAUCAUCAUCAUCAUCAUCAUCAUCAUCAUCAUCAUCAUCAUCAUCAUCAUCAUCAUCAUCAUCAUCAUCAUCAUCAUCAUCAUCAUCAUCAUCAUCAUCAUCAUCAUCAUCAUCAUCAUCAUCAUCAUCAUCAUCAUCAUCAUCAUCAUCAUCAUCAUCAUCAUCAUCAUCAUCAUCAUCAUCAUCAUCAUCAUCAUCAUCAUCAUCAUCAUCAUCAUCAUCAUCAUCAUCAUCAUCAUCAUCAUCAUCAUCAUCAUCAUCAUCAUCAUCAUCAUCAUCAUCAUCAUCAUCAUCAUCAUCAUCAUCAUCAUCAUCAUCAUCAUCAUCAUCAUCAUCAUCAUCAUCAUCAUCAUCAUCAUCAUCAUCAUCAUCAUCAUCAUCAUCAUCAUCAUCAUCAUCAUCAUCAUCAUCAUCAUCAUCAUCAUCAUCAUCAUCAUCAUCAUCAUCAUCAUCAUCAUCAUUCCAAUCAAUACCUGAACUACCUAAUUUCGAAUGA